CCUCCGCAUCGACGCACGACUGCUUCCCUUUACAACCCAUCUCAUCUUCACCUUGGCCCAUCUGAGGUGUACUGGUCUCCCUUCAUCUACUUCUCCCCACUCUCGACCCGCCAUCCACCAUGGCGCGCAAUCAAGAGAAAGCCCAGUCUAUGCUCUACCGCUUCCGCGAGUCGCAAGCAGCAGAGCUCGGCAUCUCCCUCGGCCGAUCUAAAGACCAACGACGUCCCCGACUGGCGAGCUCAGUCAAAGACCUGCGGGAGUGUGAGAAAUGGAGGGGAGAUGUACUCAGGGAGAUUAGUAGGAAGGUCUCGAAGAUUCAGGAUUUCGGCUUGACGGACUAUGAAGUGCGGGAUAUCAAUGAUGAGAUCAACAAGCUGCUGCGGGAGAAGAAUCACUGGGAGAAUCAGAUCAUUGCACUUGGAGGGGCAAACUACAAGCGCGGCAUUCGGUCCAUGGUUGAUGAUGCAGGGAGGGAGAUUCCUGGUACAAGAGGGUACAAGUACUUCGGCCGAGCCAAAGAUCUCCCAGGCGUAAAGGAGCUCCUCUCCUCUUCCUCGUCCACCGCCAGAGCCCAAGAGCAAGAAUCCUACAAAGCCGAAAAGUAUCGUCGCUUUAUGAACCAGCCUCCAGCAUAUUGGGGUGACGAAGACGAAGAGGAUGGGGUCUUGUUGGCAGAAGAGGAGGAGAGGGAGAGGGAAAUGUGGCAGGAUGGAUUGGAGGAGGUGGCAGAGGCUCUUGGUGGCUCGGCCGACGCGGCUGGAUUGCCGAUGGAAUUGCCCAGACGGAAGGCUCGGAAUCUCAGGGAAGUCAUGGCCUCCUCGUCCAGCAGCAGCAGCAGCAGCAGCAGCAGCACUACGGCUCCAGCAAAGACAGACCCGACACAGGACCCAACAUCGUCGUCCUCAGCCGGUGCCGAUGCCCCUCUCACAGAGGACGGGAAGCGCAAGAGUUCCACCGCUGGGGAGGAAGAGGAAGACAACUCCAAGCGUCCUCGACCUCAGGAGGACCUUCUAGCACAGAUCCUCCCCGCUCUGGACGCCUCGCAGCUCUCCCAACCAGUGGUGCCCAAUCGACAGGAGACGGAGAAGUUUAUUCUACGCGAGAGGAAGAGGAUGUUGCGUGAGGAGUAUGUUGGAAAGUGAGUGAGUGCGUGAGGGGAGGGAGAAGGGAGAGUGGGGAAGCUGCACAGAGAGAGGUAUUAGAGGAGGGGAGAAGAGAGCAAUACCAAGAAGUUCAGGCGUCACUGCGUUUCGGUCGCAAUACUGCGGUAUGAGAAGUCUGCUAUUUAUCUAUCGAGCACUGCAAUCUGGAGCCCACGGUCCCCCCCGUUACGCUUGCUGCUCAUGAGCUGGCGGCUGCUACUGCUCUGCUGGCCACGAGUUCGUCGAACCUCUUGUCCAUCUCUGAGAGAGACGUCGAGAGUUGAUGAGGGGGUGCAGGGCUUGCAAG
Molecule: messenger RNA, 1449 nt
Organism: Microstroma glucosiphilum
Lineage: Eukaryota; Fungi; Basidiomycota; Exobasidiomycetes; Microstromatales; Microstromataceae
Product: Isy1-like splicing factor
Exons: 3
Coding region: 120-1142 (340 amino acids)
Biological process (GO): generation of catalytic spliceosome for second transesterification step; mRNA 3'-splice site recognition
Cellular component (GO): Prp19 complex; post-spliceosomal complex; post-mRNA release spliceosomal complex
Source: RefSeq, a predicted model, not a curated record